Molecule: messenger RNA, 1554 nt
Organism: Fusarium tjaetaba
Lineage: Eukaryota; Fungi; Ascomycota; Sordariomycetes; Hypocreales; Nectriaceae
Product: trichodiene oxygenase
Exons: 4
Coding region: 1-1554 (517 amino acids)
Molecular function (GO): oxidoreductase activity, acting on paired donors, with incorporation or reduction of molecular oxygen; monooxygenase activity; heme binding
Source: RefSeq, a predicted model, not a curated record
AUGGAGCAAAAAUUAAUGUUGCCGCCAGCUGAUGUUACAGUCACCGUUGUGUUCCAGACUGUUGCGUAUUUGGCUGUCAUUUGCCUUGGAUAUCGUAUGGUACUGGCACUUUACAAUAUAUCGCCAUUGCAUCCUUUGUACUGCUUUCCUGGGCCCAAGAUUGCUGCAGCAAGCUAUUUGUACGAGGCAUAUCAUGACUGGUGGCGGGUAGGACGAUAUGGACACGAAAUCCGUCGCAUGCACGAGCGUUAUGGCCCAAUUGUGCGAAUAAACCCGGAUGAACUACACUGCUCGGACCCGUACUUCACAGACGAGAUCUACGCUGGCCCUGGGCGAAUCCGCGAUAAAUGGAAGCACCAGCUAAACACGGGGGGCGCCGGUCCCGUUUCCGUAACUGGUUUCUCAACAGUCAAUCACGAAGUUCAUCGCAUGAGGAAAGGAGCCUUGUCCAAGUAUUUCUCUCGUCAGCAGAUGCUCAAGCUUGAGGGUGAGGUCAAAGAGUUUGCACAGAUGAUUGUCGACAAGAUGCUUCGAUACGCUGGUGGAGAGCCCUUUGAUGUGAAGGAAGCCUUCAACUGCUUUACUGCGGAUAUAAUGUCGCAGUACGCUUUUGGUGAAUCCAUGGGCUUCAUCGCUCAAGAUGGUUGGGAGCCGAAUCUGGCUACUUGGGUCAAGUCUUUCUUCCAGAGUGCCUACAUGAUGAGACAUAAUGUCUUCGCAAGGAAGGUGGCCCAGCUUCUUCCGUUUUUAUCUGACUACUUAGGCGAGGAUAUUAAAGCAGUCAUGAGACAGAUGAAUGUCGUGAUUCCUGGGUACAUCACAGCUGCUUUAAAGAAUCCCGAGGGAGGACGAGUUUUUGCUGACGUGAUGGAGUCCAAAUCACUACCUGAGUCAGAGAAAUCUAUGUAUCGGCUAUCGGGAGAGGGUUUCAAUUUCCUCUUGGCCGGGACCGAGACUACUGCUGCCAUUCUGACGGCUAUCACCUACUACCUGCUCGCUCAGCCACUGACAUAUCAACGAUUGAUGGCCGAUCUCGAAGUGAUCGAUCCGAAAACAGUCAAGUGGACCGAACUCGAGCAACGUCCUUACCUCUGGGCCGUCAUCCACGAAGCCCUUCGUGUAAUGCCUGGUGUAUCCCACCGUUCAGCCAGGAUUGCCCGCGAAGAAGACUUGGUCUACAAAAGCAAGGAUGGUAGCGUUGAGUGGGUUAUUCCCAAAGGCACUCCCAUUGGUAUGACUUCAAUGAUCAAUCACUGGGAUGAGGAAAUUUUCCCCAAACCGGACGAGUUUACACCAGAGAGAUGGUUGGAGGGAGGGAAGCCUAACUUCAAACUACAGAAGCUCUUGAUUGCCUUUGGUAAGGGUAGCCGAGCAUGCAUCGGUGAAAAUCUCGCUUAUUGCGAAGUCUAUAUCAUGGCAGCUUUGCUCGCUUUUCGAGUUAUACCCAGGGCGCGUCUAUAUGAUACAACGAUCGAAGAUAUCACAUACGAUCAUGAUUUGAUUGUAGUCCAAACGAAGAAGGGAUCUAUUUCAGUCCGUAUUGCCAUCUCAUAA